Messenger RNA from Amoebophrya sp. A25, 3913 nucleotides. The record is from the annotation of a GenBank genome assembly. NCBI's taxonomy places the organism in Eukaryota, Dinophyceae, Syndiniales, Amoebophryaceae.
GUCAAUUUUCUUUACUCAUUGAUCAAUUGUUUCCCCUUGCUCGUCCUGCUGCGGUUACUCUGCCCGUGCGCAGGCAUAUGCAUAGCUUUGGCUGCUUUGUUCGCAUGCAUCAUCAUCUUCAUCAUCCCUUCAGAAAUAAGUUUAGAUUCUAGAUUUGCACGAGGAUGAGGAAGUAGAAUGUUGCGACGAGAUAAGCUUCUGAUUCAGGCUCAUCCAGAUUUCCUUGCCACCGAAGAGGAAACCUUGCAGCUUAUCCAGCGAUGUCAGAGCAAAGGUACUACUUUUCACAUUGCUUUGCUCGGAACAACUCAUGCUCCUCCCUCGUAUUCUUUCAAUCGUCCACGUUUCAUGACCUUCGUGAUGUCAUUCCAUAAUUCUUGACUCGAGAAGUAACAUAGAAACUACUGGCAAGAACAGGUAUCAACAUCCUGGCUUGCGCCUUUGGGACGGUGCCAGGGGUGACCGAUGCGUCUGGACAACUUCGCUUCACCGGAGGUGAUGACAUCAAAAGCACCACCUCGCAUCCGCUCUACCCGUUGAUGUUUUCAACGGCCACUCGAAUGCUUUGGCAAGCAAAAGAAGAGACCGGGAAAAACUAUCGCAUCGAAGACUUGCUGGACAGAGGAGAAUGGUGGGUGCGGGAAUGCCUUAGGUUGCGAGAGCAGUAUCGACUUAACGAUGCGUUAUUCAAUACGGCGUUUGCGGAAAAACAAGUCUCGGGUUUUCGCGAACAUGUUUAUGACUGAGAAAAGUUGGGGAAUCUGAGACUCGUCGAGCAGGUUUAUUUUACAGUGACUCAUGAUCUCAUCUUACUUAGGCUUAUUUCUAAUCCGCCGGAUACGCAUUCUUAAAUGCCGCCGCGCGUCCUAGACCUUAUGCGACCCUGUGGACUAGGUUUGGGUAUGCGGAUUUUGCUCAGCUCAAUACGAAAAUGGCGAACGAAGAUAUGGUCCGCACUUGGCUAAGGAUUUGGGAGUAUGGAGCAGCGGUGCAAAUGCGAAAGCUUAGCGAGAGGCACAACCAAAUCGUCGAUCGCAUCAUCAUUGUUUUGGACCUGGCGAAUGUAGGGCUGUCAGCGGUGGUAAGUUCAUCUGAUAUAGAUAAGGUUUUUGUCUGUGGACCACUGAUUGUUGGAUAUUUCCCCUUUCCGUUUGAGAAGAUAGAGAUCAUAUUUUUUGAUGCAGUAGUUGUAUCUCGAUGAAGCAUGUCAAAUCCUUGACACUGGCUCUGUACCACUACCACUGCAACAGUCCUGGCUCCGUUCGUUCAUGAAACCGAUUACGAGCGCGACUCGCCACCUCUUUCCCGAAAUGAUUGCCCACGUUUUUUAUGGCUCGAUGUCUCAGAAUCAAACACCAAAAAGCUUAUAUAUAAUUUGCUUAAGAUUUUUGACCCUCAUAGCUAGAUACCUCUACCAAGAUCGCAUCUUCUACACAAUGAUCUUACUCAAUCUCUAAUUUCCAUUCCUGAAUAUGCCUUGGAUGCUACGCGCACCCACGAACGCUUUGGCUAAGUUACUUCUGAACCCUGCAACAAUCCACAAGUUCAGAUUCCUGGCGAACAAUGAUGGUCUCUUGGAGUUCUUCGAUAAGAAGGACAUCCCUGUAUACCUUGGCGGCGAAAACGAGUCCCCAGAAGCGACGCCAUGCCCUGUGACUGGGAGAUUAGUUACGAUCACUGACAGACUCUUCUCGUUCUCAGUUUUUCCUGAAUGAACUAAUGCAAAAAGUUAAAGUACUAGAAGGAUCUCCUGAUCCUGAAUUAACUAAUGAAUGUAAGUACUACUUCUAGAACAAGCUGCAAUCUUCUUCAUCAUGCGCCACUCGUGCAUCUCUAAUUCCUUUGGCGGCGACGAAAAAGUCUGGACUGAGGAGCUUUUGGCUGGAAAGGUGAGUGAAGAUGUGUAUCUACGCAGUCGCGACCCCUAUGACCCAACUGCUGGCUUGCGACCGGUAUCUGCUGCUACAACCGCGGCCACUAGUGCUGCUAGUUCGCCGACUGCCGCCGCGAGCGCGACGAUUAGCACGAGUAGCGGAAUACCUCCUCGAGUAGAAGUUUCUGAUGCGUCUGUGGCUCAGAGCGAGGAAGUGCAGGAGCAGACGAUAGCAAAUGCAAAGACCGAGAUCGUGGUAGCGAAAACAGAUGUUAAUGAAAGUACCGCUCCCGUCCUCUUCGAGGACAAGAACAUCAGCACGAAACAAGAUACGUCGUCGAAGACCACAUCACUCCCAGUUUCAAGUGGUCGAAAUAAUCGUAUCCGGGAAGCCUCGCGAGAAACGCCAUCAGCCUGUGAGUUUCAGUCCGCUGACUCGGAUGAAGAAGAGAAAACGAACAACAGGGGUCGGACACGACGACUGAAAGUAGGAGGAGUGGCAGACACAGCAGUUCAGGCAGCGCAUGAGCCUCGUAGCAGCGCUCCUGAACAAAGGAACAGAGGAACAUCAGAUGGAAACGACAAAGCAAAUAUGUCUGCUGCAUCUGGGCAGCCUUCUAAUCGUGCUGCAGGAUCGAGUAAUAGCAAGACUGGAACUACUACAACAGCUGCCACGACCAGUAGCACAACUAGUAGUAAUAGGGAAAGGAGUAAUAGCACAUCCUCUUCCACCAUGAUAUUGCUGAACAGUGUUGUCACAACUCCUGCUGUUGCUCCUGGUGGUGCCUCAAGGAAGAGCGCACCUGUAGUUCCGAACAUGAAUACGUGGAUAGCGCAAGUGAGCAAUCGUUUUGCUGCAGUUAGAGCAAACACGAGAAGCAUGCAUUCGAACCUGAAGCAACAACUUGUCGGCACAAGAACUUCCAUGACUGGUAGGACUUCCUCGUCUGGCAACGCUGGUGAUGCAUUGGCGGGAUCGUCAAGAGCUUCGAAAGCUAAUCAUCGUUUCAGUUUUGCCUUUGUCCGGUCCUGUGUGAUACGUGGCAGAGAUCAGAGCCCACUGAUGGAUACCUCAGCACGAGCGGGCCUGACACGGCUCUAGGUGGUGUAACAGUUUCGAAUGUGGUAAGAAGUAGUUGAAGUAGAUGAUCUACCCUAUCAAUUUUCCUAAGAAUUUUUUUUAGAUUGUGAUGGGACGGAUGGAUGCGAUCCCUUCACGGGCUAGUCAUGGUGAACCGGUACCUAUGGUCGUGACUAGUUUGGUGGCCGUCUGGAGAUGCGAGCACCCACCUCCCACUGUGUUUAACCACCUAUUGAACCUGGGGGGGUGGGACGCCAUGGGCUGAAGCAUCCUCGCGGGGGUGCUGCUUAAAGUUUCAUAGACCUUAACUAGUUCUACCUCCUCAACAAGCACAAAGAUCAGGGCUUUCGGAUGGGUUAGAAGCACUUUGAAAACAUACUUAAACGCACAUGCAUCCCCUUGAUGCUGUUCUUUUGAUGUUGUGUAUCAUGAUUUUUCUCAAAAAUGUGAUCGUUUGCCUUUGCUUAUUGUUUUUUUGUUCUUGAAUGAACCACCCAGGGACGUGGCGUUGUAGCUUCGUCUUGAUUUUCCCACCUAUACUUGAAGUUUUGGAUUCAAUUUUGAUUUUCUUUAUCGACUGGCAUCUUCGCGAUUUGAACCGAACACGAACUUCAUGAACCUCAUAAGGCGCAUCGCAUAGAAGGCCAUGCUUACCAUCACAUAGUCGCGCUGUGCUGUUGUAGUGCAGAGGGCUAUAGCAGUAAUCAGUCAACUACACAUGAUCUGUUCUUGUAACACACGUUUUGGUUUUCGGCAAGCCCAUGCGCAUAUCAGUGAGAAGAAACGACCAGCCGGAAAAUGGAAAACUAAACUUAUUGAUACUCGCUUCGCGAUAUCAGUGCGGAGUUUUUGUACAGAAAGUGAAACGUCGCGAGUCCACAAGAUCCAUGCGCAACCAUAACAUUCAAUCAUCUGAGUAACACUGAAGUCGAGAUCAAGAUCAUGAAGCAUAGAAUACG